GGGAGGUGCAGCAGGCAGAGGGAGGAGGAGGAGGAGGACGGCAGCCCAGUCUGCGCUCAGCUCAGGGAGACGAAGCCCCGCGUCCACCUGCUCCGACUUCAACAAGUGAAGACGAGACAAACGGAYGUUCAGAAGUGGAUUUCCUCUCCAAACAAACGCCGAAACUCAUCCUGCCWCUUCCCACCAGAGCUGGAAAACCAGAGGAACUCCAAACAUUCCCGUCAAGAGGAAGAAGAAGAAGCUUCAACUCGUUUCGGUGAGCAACUUUAGACGAUUUUCAAUCAUUUCAGAAAYGUUUUGCUUCCUAGAAAUGAUUCCUSAGUCUUACAGCUGAAUGAAGUUAACGUCAAAGUGGUGAGAUUUUAGUGUUUUACCUCCUGCAGAGUCWGAAUAAGAGCAGCACGUCGCCCCCCUCCUGCUAGAAACCUUUCAGCAGGAGCCGUUAUGUGCGGUUUGGAUGAGGAGAUCCUCAGCGGAUGACCUCAGACUCAGCCGGGGUUCAUUGUGAGAGCCGCUCCUGCAGGACAGACGGAGUAAAUUUAGAGUCUCUGGCUAUUCUUAUCUGGGAGGCGGCGGUCCUGGAGAGACGGGAGCGCUGCAGGGAAGAGGAGAAGCUCGCUCCGUUCGGUCCAGCUGUGAAAUCACGUAAUUAGGACUGAGGCGAGGCAUUACGCCCGGCCUAAUUGAAUGAGAGAACGCAGGUGAUGACCUGCAUAAAACGACACRACGUUUGGAGUCCGGCGUUUUUCCUGGUGUUAAUCUGGAGAUUACAGCUUCCCACUGGAAUAUGUUCUGGAUGAAACAUGCAUCAASAGACUGUUGGAAUCGAUUUUAAUGGAUUAUCUCAAGAUAAGAGUCCACGGUUCCACGAACGAGCUGCUGACUUCGUCUUUGUAAAGUCUGAUGAGGGAGACAAUCGGGCCGGACGAUGAAGCCUUCUGCCUGACAGGACGUUGUGGAAGAGCCUGCUGACGAUGCAGGACGCUGCGAGGCCUCGGAUGCUUGGCUUCGCCCUGCUGUGGGGCGUGAUUCUCCUACAUGACGCGUCCGUGACGGCGUGUCCCUCCAGCUGCCACUGCAUGGAGAAGAACGGCUUGACGGUGGUCCAAUGCAUGUCCCGCAACCUGGAGAGGAUCCCCCCRGACCUCCCCAGAGACACAGUCGUCCUGCUUCUGGCGGCCAACCACAUCACCCACAUCCCCAACCACGCCUUCAGAGAGCUGCACUACCUGCAGGAGCUGGACCUGUCCAACAACGACAUYGAGACGGUGGACAUGGGCGCCUUCCUGGGCGUCUCCGACAGCCUGCUGGUGCUGGAUCUAUCCAACAAUCACAUCCAGAGCGUCCCCAAGGAGGCGUUCGCCCGGCUGCGGGCCAAAAUCAGCCUCUCCAACAACCCGUGGCACUGCGAGUGCACGCUGCAGGAGGUGCUGCGGGAGCUGCGGCUGGACCCRGAGACGGUCAACGAGGUGAUCUGCCACACGGCGGUGCAGGAGGAGUACGCCGGCAAGCCCGUCAUCCAGGUGCUGGACUCAGGGAUCAACUUCUGCAACUUCCACCACAAGACGACCGACGUGGCCAUGUUCGUCACCAUGUUCGGCUGGUUCACCAUGGUGAUCGCGUACGUGAUCUACUACGUCAGACACAAUCAGGAGGACGCCAGGAGGCACCUGGAGUACCUCAAGUCACUGCCMAGCAACUCUCAGAUCAGCAAGGACUUUGACACCAUCAGCACGGUUCUUUAACAGGAGACGAAGCGUCUAGAUACRCCGAGAUGGACGCAGAGUUCUGGGAAAACKGUCCUGGUGGGGUCACCACGAACCUUCGCCACGCAACAAAAGCUUUUCUGGUUGGUUGAGUUUCCUGACAUUUUCUACCAGUCAUGAUAGAGACUCAUGAUCUCUGUUUGCAAACACAACAUUCAAACCUGCAGAGUAUUUUACUUUGACUCUUGGUGGAGGGAAAAGCCAGAAUUGUCCUCAGUUGAGGACUUUUCCCCCCGAGUAGCUGCAGUGUGUGAAGUUUUUAAAACAAAUCAGUUGAUAUCAGGCUGUUGUCACCUGGAGGUCCAAUAGACUCUGUUAGGAACCAGAACAUCUGCUCCACUGGCAGCUGCUGUGGCUCCGAGUCAAACCAACCUGUUCCCCUCCUGGCCUGUGGGGGCRCUGCACCAAGAACCACUGAAGGAAACGACACUAAAACCUCUGAAGAGGUCGUCUUUCUUUUGUCAGCUGCAUGAAGCAGUGCUGUAAUCCAAUACAUUCCUUAAUCUGAACAUUUUAUCUAAUCCACUUUGCAACUAAUAUGUAAACGUUCAGAUUGGCUGCCAGUCGAAUUUAUCAAGCUGUUAGCUCAUCAAGCUAGCACAGCAUGGCUAACUGAGAUCAGAAGGUAUGRGGCAGCAUUUAUGCUAAAGGCUAAUAAUUACUGRACAUUAKAAAAGUUGACGUUUCUUUACAUAUUUUGUCACUUCUGAGCGUUGUGUUUGCAAACGAUACUUCAUUGCACUUUAUUGUUGCUUUAAAGUGAGAAACGUUUUGCAGGCGAGUGAUGAUGAGGAGCAACAUGUCAGGAAGAUUAAAGAAUCAGAUGACGACCUGAAUGAAUGCUGACGGUUCCUGAAGGAAGCUCAGACAUUACAGCAAAUUAUUUGGGGGAUUUAUUGUGAAUAAAACAGAUUGUAGUGUUUUAGCUAACUCAGAAAGAUGCUAAUGCUUUAAAAACCAACAUUUUCAAUGUGUAUCAGCUCUUAUUCUGAAAUACGACAAAGAAUCUCUGAUUUCUGAACCAAGUUCAACCAAAAUGUCUGUGCCAUAACAGCUGGAGGAGAAAAGCACAAAAUGAACCUUCCCAUUAGUUAUGAUGCAUUUUUCCUGAACACAUUUCUGUUGGUGUGAGUGAAUCGUGGAAGUGGAGGGGAAGGCCGGAGUCUCCCGGUCGCUUUGCUGCGGCUGAUUUAUGCCCCAGAUGUCCCAAAGUCAAGGUGAAGACGAUUUUACGAGCUACGCGCUAAUUUAUGGAGCCGCUCCAGACGCUAGCAUAAAACAGCAGAGCUUGAAAUAAAGCGGGGAGCUCUUAGAAACGAAGCUCCUCAACAGAUCCUUUACAAAAGUUUCCAGAUUUUUUAUUCUUUUUAAUGCGUUUUGAAAUCAUUGAGAUUUUUCAUCGUUGGGUUUAGAGUAAAUCCUAAACGUGGGAUUUGACUUUUUAAUGCUUUAAUGUGUGGUAAUAUAUACGAACGCUGUGCUCAGCCUUGGACGUUUCCAAAUGUCUGAACCUGCUUAAUUCCUGCAUAUCAAAUAUGUUGGACUUUUUGGACUUAGUGCAUAAAUCACAAGCAAACAGCUGCUGAUCUGGACAACAGGAGGACAUGAUGGUUCUUUUACAGCUGCCACUUUAUCCCCCUAAUACUCCACUCCUUAUUUUUUACUGCCAAUAUUCUAUGUCCUUGUAAAGAUUAAUACGGUUUUAGCUGCUGUUUUGUUUCCAUACAGUGGAAAUAUGUUUAUUUAAACAUAAAUAUGAUUUGGAGUCUAUGCAAAGGAAGGAUUUAUUUGUUGUAGCUGCAGCGAUGAGCAGAUGUUUGGAUCUGAACCGUUAAUUAUAUCACAUUGUAAAUAAACUGGAUUUAGGAAAAUGCCAGGAGAAAAUCUGGAAAUGUAAACAAAGUGAUUCUGGUCGCCUCACCUGCUGCUAAAAUGUUCAUGUUGAGUCCAGAAAUGCUUCAACGGUCACUCUACGGAGGACUCAUCCUGCCAAAAUUACCAGGAAAUAUGGAAAUAAAUAAAUGUCUUGAAUAAAUAAGUAACAGUCCCUGAAGGAUUUAAAUUCGUUUCCCAAUCAAAGUCACUGAUUUUGUGACGUAACUUAGAAAUACUUGCAGUAAUUUUUCCUCCACAAUACAGAAAAAACAAUCUGACGGAUUGGGCACACGAACAUUUAUAUUCUUUAAUUUUUGCUACGUUCCACAGCGAUCACAAACUUUAACAUGACAUCAAGUAAAGCUGGUUUUAUGAAGAAAUGUUUAGAUAUUGAUGACUAAUUAUGAUUAUUUAUGCCCAGAAGAGAAGGGAUGUUUUUUCAAUUUACCACAAAUUAACCCUGAUUUACCGAUUAACCAAAAUAUGCAAAUGAAAAUGUGAAUUAGUUGGAAAAAAGCCAUCUGCUAAUGCGCUGGUAGCAGAGCUAAUUUUUCUUUUUCUUUUUUAGCGUGUUUAGUUUCCCCUAAUAUAAGCCUAAUAUAAAUGCAACUCUCCUAAAAGUGAGAGUUAAAGCUGUGUUAAAGCUUUAACACAGCUUUAACACACCAAAGCUGUGUUAAAGCUUUGGUUUUCAACGGUUAAGAAAUCUUCAAGUACUUGGUUAUUUAUAUUCAUGCUCUUAUUUUGAAAAGGGUGAAGACUGUUUGUGCUGCAGUUCUGUUUCCUCACUUCAACUUCUCUGUUUUUACCCCAAUUACUUUAUUUCAAACAAGAAUCAAUAAACUUUAUAACACUUGGUAAAUUUGGCUACAGUGAGGCGAGUCAGGUUGUUUGCUAKAUAAGAAACUUUACGUCAAUUCAAUAAACAUAAAUAUAACCAAAUGUCUCGGUGCUCAACGCUUUCAAAUAUUAAAAACCAUGAAAAAAAAAUCUGAAAAAAAAAGAAUCAACUGCAGUAUUACUAGAAGUAAAAUAAAAAAAUAAAUAAAAUGGAAACAAUAUUAAAACUAUAAUAAAUCAAAUUCAGCAAAAAAUCAAACCACAGACGGCAGAGAACAAGAGAAGAACAAAUACGAUACUUAGGGGCGUCAGAAAACAUGCAAAUUAUGUAAAAAUGUAAUUUUUGCUCCAGGCUUGUAGUCCUUUAAGGGAAAAUCUAAGUUGAAAUGAAGUUAGCGCUUUAGCAUUAGUAGCUAGUGCUACUAUUUAGCACACUAAUGCUAAAGGUUUAGCUCUGCAGCUUUAGCGGGUCAAAUGUUUUUGAUCACCGCUUCAUGGUCAGAGCAACUAACUCUUUAGUUAGCUUAUGCUAGUUCUUUAGCAUUAGCUUCUGCUAAACACCAUGCUGCUUAGCGCUUUAAUGCUAGCAGAACUCAUGUUUUUCAUUAGUGCUUCAGAGUUAGAGUUAUGUAAUCCAUAUGCAUGUAAUCCACCACUGGGAUUAUUUGAAUAGAAGUUAGCGCUUUAGCGUUAGCUAAAAACCAUGUGCUUUAGCGCACAUUAGCUGCUAACGCAGAACUAAUGUUUAUGAUUUUCCUGGAAAGUUUUCUUCGAUUUGUGCCAAACAGAUUUCUAUCUCAACUCCCAAUAAUUCAGUUUUAGAUUAAUUUGUCCAAAGAAUUUAUUUAAAUAAAUUCAGAUUUUUGUCUCAGAUUUUGCUCCGACUUUCAUGUUUUGUCUUGAAAAUUUGCUUCCUCCUUUCGAACUGUUAAACCUCCAUGUCCUCUUCUCUUUAGUUUGAAUUGUUUGGUUAUAUUACUGAAAUAUUUCAAUUGUUGAGUAAAAAUAAAAAGGGAUAAAAUCAGAGCUGGUUUAUGAUUUGAUGAAUAAACUCCAAACAUAAAUGAAAACUUUUUUCCAGGUGGUUUUAGUGUUUCUGAGCUGGCGGUUAUUGUGUCCAAGUGCCUUUCCUCUGGGUUUCACUGUGCACUGCAGCCCGUCUGUCUGCAGCCGUCAGAGGCGGAAAACGUCCUUAAACGUCCAUGUUUCGUGUUUUUGUGCUCUAACUGUACCUGCUGUCAUGUGCCGACCUGCGUAGUUGUUUGAAUAAAUGCAAACUAAUAAUUUAUGAUGAAUCGACACUAAUUUCACUUUCUGUAUCCUGUCUGUCAGUCUGUGCAGUUUAAACAGAGUCAUGUUACGUUUUCUCUGUUUUUCUCUGUUAAUUUGUGAAAUUCUGUCUUUGGAUACUUUGUUAUGUACGUUAUAAAGUAAAUUGACGUCUUUACAGACUUUGGCUGGUCGGAUUGUUAUCUUUUCUAUUUAUUCCAAUAAUUACUGUUUUUAUUUUUGUGGACCAGCGAAAUAAAA
This is a messenger RNA of Poecilia reticulata (guppy), 6011 nucleotides long. The record is from RefSeq and is a predicted model, not a curated record. NCBI's taxonomy places the organism in Eukaryota, Metazoa, Chordata, Actinopteri, Cyprinodontiformes, Poeciliidae.